This is a messenger RNA of Falco peregrinus (peregrine falcon), 8367 nucleotides long. It is a transcript of the gene CACNG5, whose product is annotated as calcium voltage-gated channel auxiliary subunit gamma 5. The coding region runs from base 6216 to 7043 and encodes 275 amino acids. The record is from RefSeq and is a predicted model, not a curated record. NCBI's taxonomy places the organism in Eukaryota, Metazoa, Chordata, Aves, Falconiformes, Falconidae. Gene Ontology annotation, cellular component: postsynaptic density membrane; AMPA glutamate receptor complex. Gene Ontology annotation, molecular function: voltage-gated calcium channel activity; channel regulator activity. The transcript is spliced from 6 exons. Gene Ontology annotation, biological process: positive regulation of synaptic transmission, glutamatergic; postsynaptic neurotransmitter receptor diffusion trapping; regulation of AMPA receptor activity.
GGUGGGAUGUGCUCUCUGAGAGGUUUGGGGGGGAAUAUUUGUGGAUCCAGAAAGACCAUGUGGGCGAACACUAGCAGUGCGCACACAGCUGUACGCCGCGCCAGCAGCGUGUGAGCCGGGACUAGGGGGGCUGUUCGGUAGAUGAUUUUAUUUGUUGAAAGUUGCUGGCAUCACCCGAAGCCAUUAGUGGGAGUGAGCUGGAGCAGAGCCAUCACCCUGGCCAGCACAGCGGCGUGGGCACGGCAGGGGCAGUCCAUGCAGGGAAGUGUCUGCUUAGAGGGCUGGGAUGGGGAAAUAAAUCUCAGUUGCUGCUCCUUUGACCUUGGGAAUAUCAUCUGAUCUCCUGGUCUUUGGUGCUGGAGCAGAAGGUUCCAGCUCAAUCGGUAACAACCAUCCUUGCAAACCCAGCACAGGCAAAAAGGGCAGAUUUUGAGCAGCCUGGAGCAAAAAGGCUGGUGCGUGGUGAAGAAGGAGAGGGAAGCUGGGGGUCAGCCUGGGGGGUUCGCUGGGCAGGCUGUGGGUUCGGCAGGAAAAUACGGCGCUGCCUAUGCAGCAUUUCCUUCACUCUUAUGCUGCCGUGAAAGGAUUUUUGAUCAAGCUUAAAAAGAACUUGGAUAAGAAAUGCAACAUGGGAAGUGCUAGGGAAAAGGGAAAUAUCUCAGAAAAAUGAUGGAAGUCAAGUUUAAGAGAAAAACCCCAAGUAAUCCCACUCGUAAAAUCAGUGGUGAGCAUUACAGUGUGUGGCAGUCACACAUUGUUUCUUCUGAUUAUUUUUCAGCUGCUCCUUGUGUCUGAUGACAAGCAAAAAAUUAAUAGGUUUAUGAUUGCUGUGGCUCAAUGUAGGUUUAAAUAACUCAUAACCAGCCUUUUUAAUUAUUUAAUUUUUUUUUAGUAAGAAACCACCUCUCUGGAGAGCCUGUGAGCCCAGUGUGCUUGACUGAGUCGAUGCUGCUGUGUCUAUCGGGCUGUAAUGGCAGUGCUGCGCGCGGGGCUGGCCGUGCAGCACGCUGUUAGCAGCCGAGGGGAAGCUUUCAAGUCCAGUAUUGAUCCUUUUGAAGUUUAUGGCUGCUCGUAGUGGCAGUUACUAGUGCUUGUUCAAACUGCCAUGAGAUGGACUGCUUCAUUUCUUAAUAUCAGCCUUAACCUCCUCCGCAUCAAAAAGAUUUAUUUCUGUACUUAAUUUUUCCAAUACAUAAUUUCUCUCCCAGAAAUCUAGCUGACAUUUCUAUAUGGCACUAAUGCAGCUCUGUAAAGCUGCCAUAUAUAUUUCUGUCUUCCCGUGUACCACGGGAGGUGGCGGGUGCCAGCAGCCCAGGACAGGGCUCCUGGGAAUCCUACAGACCAGCUCCAGCCCACAUCCCCUUGGACCAUUUCCUUCCCAGUGUACCCAGCAGGAGAUGCUGCUUUUCCCUGGAGCCAUCCCUGCUCCCCUUUGGCUGUUACAUGGAAGCAGAGCCGUCUGGUGUUUCUCUUCUGCCUGCGGUACACCUUUUCCAGGCUUCAGGAGGGACUGUUGCUUCCCAAGAGGUAAUUCCAAACCCAAAACUAUCUUUCCCAGUCGCCCAGUUUUCCAGGUCAGGUUUGUGGAUCUGCUUCUCCUGCGUCCCCAGAUGGAGCAGCAGGCUCUGCCCAAACCACCUCCUCUUCCUCUCUGCUGAGCUGCAUACGCCCAGCUGUGACUAAAGCCACCUCCCACUGGUAGAACCCUCCCUGCAAACCGACAGAGCAUCGGUUCGAGGCAGCUGGAUGCAGCUGCACCUUGCACUCGCUGUUCUAGGACCAGAGCAUUUGCACCCGUACGCUCGGUGGGAACCGCUAUGCCAUUUUGCCACCACCUUUCCGUUCCAUUGGGGUUAUUAAAGGCCAGAUUCGGCUUUUCUGGGUUUGCCCAGGAGGGAGCCAAGGUGCUGUUGCACUGUCUGAAGGAGGGUGAUGAUGCGGCGGUGGCCUCGUCCAGCUCCCCCGGCGUGGUCCUGCCUGCCCGAGUGAUGCCAGUGCUGAGAAGUUUAGCUCUGAAAGAGCCACUCUCCUUGACCUAUUUAUUUUGCCCACAUUUGUGGCCUGCAUUGUGUCCGGAGGAAGAGACUCUGCUGCCUGGAGGCCCUUUAUUUUUAGCCAGCCCAAUUUUCUUGUCUCAGCUUAGUGGGAGCUGGUCCUUUCAGCUCAGCUCCAUCACAGCUCACUCUCUCCUGCGUUUGCCGACUUACCCAAUUCCCUGAUGCUCUUUGUAUGGAUCGCUCACUCAGUGGGUUCCCCACCCCCCUUCCACCAGGCAUUGUUCUUUCUUUACCUUCUGCCCAGCCUCUCCCACUGCCCCAGGUCCACAGCUUAACCUCUGCUUUCCCCCUGCCCUUGGCUUGCAGCAGGGACCAUGCUUUCACAAGCACAGAGGCAGGUCGCCAGGCUUGUCCUGGAUCCCAGCAUCCCUCCACAAACAAAAUCUUCCCUCCCGUCUGCUCCAAUAGCUUUGGCAGUGCUUCCCCUCCUCACAAAUGUCAGGAAAUUGGAAAUGAUGCUCUAGCCACAUAAAAAUCAAUAGCUGCCUCCUUGGCCUGGCUUGGCCCUGCUCUUUCCACCUUUACCCAGGGCAGGAGGGAGCUUUGUUUUCUCCUGAACUCGGAGCCGUGAUUUAUUGACGUGACCCAUCCUGUCUGGGCAGCUGACCAGCAAUAUAUUUAUUUUUCUUAGCCCAUCCAUGUAGCCCAGAGUGGUGGCUUGUGCUGGGGGUUAGGUCACGGAGAGGUGGGCUCAGAAAUCUGGACCAGGAUAAUAUUUUGUUUUUGUGACCAUGGAGCAAUAGGUAAGGACUUCUCUCACACCUAGACCUGCGUGAACUGCAUUAGGAACAACGCCAAUAUUCAUCUCAUGUUCUGAAGGGGUCAGUCCCAGCAAGGGCCAUGUGCUGUUUCUAUCAGAAGCUAUGGCUCCAAGACAAAAAGAAAUUCAUUAUGAGGACUGCAGAUUACAUUGCAGACUGCCUUUAUUAUUCCCUGGACUACUACCAGAAGGCACAGUGUGAUUGAAGGAGCCGGAACAGUUCUAAGGUCCUAUUUCUUGGAAAUCUUUGGGGCUAGAUUCAUUUAAUUUAAAAUACAGCUACUGUUGGAAACCAAACAGCAUCACCUUUUCAGCUGUAAGAAGCAUAACACAAUCGGUAAAGGUUACCGGGGACUAAAGCCUUGCUGAAAAUCAAGCCAGCUCCUGUUUGUGUCCUUGAAAAAUCUUUCUCUUGGGAGCCCGGCUAAUUGUCCAGGCAUUGGACAUGGGGGAAGGUCUGUUCUGAGUGGCUGCUCCGCACCAUCCCUGCCUCCUGUUCCCCAUCACAUCGGGCUCGAUUUUAUGUGCCAGCAAGGCAGUAAUAGGUAUCACUGUCUAUUGCAUCCGUGAUUACAUGGAAAUUGAAGUGUGAGAGAGAAAAGAAAUGAGGCAAUUGAGAGGCAUGACUGACGCCUGACCCCUCUCCCUGCUGCUAGCAUCACCCCAAUGACCAAUAUAAAUGAUGCCAAAUAGGUAUAUUUUCCAGUGCCUGGUAUUGAUGGACAACAAAUCACAGGAAAUACUCGGCGAUUUCCCCCUGAGUGGCUUUAUCUGGACCUUCACGUACUCCCUACUUUGAUUUUUGGCUCCUUAUUAGCGAAAAAUAUGCAGGGAGGAUGGUUGUUGAUGAUACAUGAGCCAAGAAUAGAUUCCAGCUCCUCAUACCAUUUUGGCACCAAAAUGCCAAGAGGGAUGAGACACCCUGUAGUAAACACUGCUCAUUUUGUGGCAGCAACUAGAAAAUAGGGCUCUGACUGAGUUAGGGAGAAGAAUGGAUGAGCCAGAGGAUCUGUGCUUUGCCUGGUCAUAUUGUUGGAUCAAAUGGGACCUGUAACGAGAUGGGAAAUGGUGUAUUCCCAUCCAGUGAAGGGGUAAAGCGGUGUCCUAACAUCUACAGCUCUGUGCCGGUCGCUCCUGUUGACAGGAAGGUUGUCCUCAGGCCACCAAGGUGCAGGGCUACCUCUGCAGGACGUGCUUCUCUGCCCCGUAGCUACCAGUUUCUUCUUUAGCUGCUGCCUCCUAAUUCCACAGGAAAAAGCAAAGCUGAGCAUCUCCUCUGCGCAUCUUGCUCCUCGCACCCCUGGCAGGGAGGUUUUCCUCCUGGGAAAUGUCCCGAUUUUCUUGAGCUGAGGGAAACAUUAAAUAAGGGCAUUAAAAAUGAGGCUCGUUAGCAGAGCCAAAGGUGGAAAGCUUGCAGUAGCAUGAGCUGGAGCAUUUGCUUGGGCUGUCUGUAAGCAACAGCACGCCCCGUAGGUUGGUACCUUCUGGGAAAUGUCUCGGUGUGAACAUAGGAAGAGCCAAAUCCUUAACUUCAUAUGGAAGAGAAUUGUCAGAGCUGUUGCAGUGUGAGGGUGCAAGUACAUCUGCUUCCUACCAAGAUGUACUUGGCUGCUUUGGACUCAGGGUGGGACAUGGUAAUAAAAGUCUCUCUCUCCCUUUCUCUCUUUCACUGAAACUCCUGCAGCAGCAUUCCCUGCUUUUCUCUCUUACUGCUGCCCAGAGCAGCGAGCUGGAGGUACAGGCAGGCCUUGGGUGUUGCCUCUGUGCAGUAAAUGCAGUUAUUUGGACUCCACAGUAACCGCAAGUUUCCUUCACAUCAGUCUGGUAUGAAAUUUGCUGCAGGAUCAGCCCAGGGCCGGGCUGCCAGGGAGCUUGGUGCCGUGCGUUUGCCAUGGAUGUGCCAGGGACGGACACUGCAAGAGCACGGAGUUCCCUGGGAGCUCGGCAGCAGGACAUAACGAUCAGCAUCGUCUGCACCUAUUAAUCAUGAGGGAACUAUGGCAGAGCGUUAUCUUCGGAGGCUUUCCAGUGUAAAAGUGCAAGCUGUGAGGACUUUUGGCAUCUCUGAGAGUCACUGCAAGCAAGCAAGCAUUAAUAUAUUUGCAUCAGAGGUGCAAGGAAUGAAGCCCCCCCGCGAGGCUGCUCACCCACCCAGAUGUGUGGGAACAGCCAGGCUUGGUCUCCCGGCCCAGGCAGGAGCCACAUCUCCAGAUCCAGUCGCUAAAACCCACCACCUUCGCUGCAGGGAUACAGCAAGGAGACGUCUCUGCCACCUGCCAUGACAGCACAUGCCGGCCGUGAGUGCAGGCGUGGUGGGGCUCUUCCAAAGCUGGCACCUGGGGAGAUGCACGACGCACCUGCCCCGGCGCCAUUGCCUACCCACUGUUAUUUUGGGAACUGGUGUUCCAAGUGCAGCGUGUGGCUGGGAGGAUUCUGCCCUCCUUCCCGAGCUUGCUCUGCCCCCAGCCCUCUUCCGUUUGUCGCCCCUCGAACCUUCCCGCAGUGUGAAUGGGGCCCGUGUCAUUUUGAAGACAGCCCGAGGAAGAUGCAUCCUGCUGCUACUGUGUUAAAUUUGGUAGCUUUUGUUGUCUAGCUGGAUUUAGUCUUUUUUACCUUAUUGUUUGCACUGCUAACAACAGCAAAUUGUGCCUUGGAAAAUAUACAUGACAUGGCACUUAUCCGUGAUUCAUACUGCCUUUAUGAAAGCAGUCAAUAGUGCUAUCUGCCUUGUUCCCACUCCCCAGAAGACUGUCUCUUGUGUGUAUCUUUUCCUUCUUGCUCUUAUUCCUCUAAUCUUUCAUUUCUGUGGCUUUUUUCCUCCUCAUAUUAAUUGCACUUUUUCUCCGCUGCGCCAAGAACUCUUCUUUCUGGUGACAUUUUAUCACUCUGCAGGGCACCAUGAGAACUGCUAAAUUCCACAAAUUAGCAAAAAAAGAAGAGAAGGAAAGGGGGAAAAAAUAUUCUAUCCAUAAGCGACAUGGGGACAAGGGAAGAUUUUUUGCCUCCUCCUCUCAUGUUUGCCCAGGGCCUGACCGCAGCUCCCUGCCCCCACCUGGAACAAGCUGGGUUUGGAGCGGUUCAGUCUGUGCGUUCAGCCGAUACCGGCACCACCAGCUCUGACCCAGCAAGUGCAAUAACAAGCAAAAAAAAGGCAAACUAUUGCAUCGUGCUGCUCUGCUUGGAGGCGUUUGGUGAUGCCAUUCAGCGUGCAGAAGUGUAGCGUGAUUUUUGCAAAAUUGGGAUCUUGAUCCCCCAAUGACUCGACGUAUAGAAGCAAUUAAGGGCAGAGGGCAAAGCUUUGACACAUCCAUUCCCCUGUGAAGCGGUAGACGUGCCGACGGCCGCAUCCCCUCCGCUGGCAGCCGUGCCCCCCGCCUCGGCCCCCCGCGCUGCCGGGAAUGAGCGCCUGCGGCAGGAGGGCGCUGACCCUGCUCAGCAGCGUGUUCGCCGUCUGCGGCCUCGGCCUCUUGGGCAUCUCCGUCAGCACCGACUACUGGCUCUACCUGGAGGAGGGCAUCGUCCAGCCCCAGAACCAGACGGCGGAGAUCAAACUGUCGCUGCACUCGGGGCUCUGGAGGGUCUGCUUUCUGGCAGGUGAAGAGCGUGGCCGGUGCUUCACUAUCGAAUACGUCAUGCCCAUGAACAUCCAGCUGACGUCUGAAUCCACAGUCAAUGUCCUCAAGAUGAUCCGCUCUGCCACCCCCUUCCCUCUGGUCAGCCUUUUCUUCAUGUUCAUCGGCUUCAUCCUGAGCAACAUUGGCCACAUUCGGCCUCACAGGACCAUCCUCGCCUUCGUCUCGGGGAUAUUCUUCAUCCUGUCAGGUCUGUCCUUGGUGGUGGGGCUGGUGCUCUACAUAUCCAGCAUUAACGAUGAGAUGCUGAACAGGACCAAGGACUCGGAAACGUUCUUCAAUUACAAAUACGGAUGGUCAUUUGCCUUCUCUGCCAUCUCGUUCCUUCUGACGGAGAGCGCCGGGGUGAUGUCUGUUUACCUGUUCAUGAAGCGGUACACGGCCGAGGACAUCUACCGACCUCACCCCGGCUUCUACCGGCCCCGUCUGAGCAACUGCUCGGACUACUCGGGGCAGUUCCUGCACCCGGACGCGUGGGCGCGGGGACGCAGCCCUUCGGAUAUCUCCAGCGAGGCGUCCCUGCAGAUGAACAGUAACUACCCGGCCCUGCUCAAGUGCCCCGACUACGACCAGAUGUCCUCGUCCCCCUGUUGAGCCCUGCCACCCCCGUGCCCAGGGUGGCCACAUCCUCACUACGUUUGUCGGGGGUUUUUUUGUUUUUGUUUUUUUUUUUUUAGGCCACUCUUUCAGGGCAAUAGGACAUAAAAAUAACCAGAGAAAUUGGUUAUAUAACCAGUAAUGUAACCUAAAGAAUUGGGAUAUUUUCCUUUCUUGGUUUUAGGGUUGUUUUUUUUAUUCUUCCCUGCAUAACUAAAAAUCUCUCCAAAGUCCUCUUAUUUCAGCUCAUCCCGCUGAGCAAGCAGCAGUUCCGCCUGGGGGAUAAAUCCAGGGCUGGACUCGAUAGCAGAAAAAAGAAAAUAGAGUAGAACUAAGGAAAAAAAAAAAGUUUACUUUUUGGUUUAGGUAGGCUGCAAAAGUUUGUGCAUUUGACUGUCAUUUCAUUAUAGAUUUACUGGCAGAUUCACUGGCCUCAGCGCAAGCAGGCAUAGAAGAUUUCCAAGAAAUAACCAUCAUUAGAAAAACAUAAUUUUUUUCUUGAUUCAGUAUUUGGUGAUUGAUAUCUCUCACUGCUGGAUUUCACUUUUAACCAGGCUGUAAUGGGAAAUAGCCAUCUUUCUCAACUGUACCUCAGCCGGUCUCCCUAUGGCCACUGGCGAACUGUUGUUAAACAUCCCGCGGUAGGAUGGAGGUGCUACAGCCCUGGGGUGUACGGGCUCUUGAGGGGGCUCAGGCACCUCCUUUUCCUCCGUCACCCCAUAGACUGGAGGUCUGAGGAGCAACUGGGAGAAUUUCAGUGCAGCGUUGAGUGGAAAACUACCUAAAACCUUCCCAUAGGAAACAUUAGGUGCAGGAUUUAGGGGAAAUUAUAGCCGGAAUUGCAAGUUAUUUCAGUGAAAGGCAAGAUCCCAAACCGAUGUAAAGCGAUGUAGCACUGUAGCGAGUCCACUGUAGCAAAGUCGUUGGCUUACAUUUCAUUUUGGCAAGAAAAUGCUAUUUUAGCUGCUUUUUCUGUGCAUGUAUAAAUCUUAUUUUGAGAUUUUUAAGUUUUGAAAUUUCAUAUGAUGCCUUGGCAUUUUGGUCUUAGACAGAUGCUGGGGUGAAAGCAUCACUCUGAUUGACAACGGAGGGCAGGGAAGGAAAAGGCAGUGCUCCCUUGUGCACCCCUGUGCAAGCCACCAGCUUGUCACCUCGCAGGAGGAAGAGCUUUGUCCAAACUUUAUUUCUAUUCUUGUUAUUUUACACCUUUCUGAAGACUACCUUUCUGCAAAACAAAACCCUGUAGGGAUCCUUGGUAUAGUUUAGCUUGUUUUGUCUUACUGUAAUUAAAAGAAAUCCAAUAUAAGCACUUUUAAACUCA